Messenger RNA from Moneuplotes crassus, 2151 nucleotides. The record is from the annotation of a GenBank genome assembly. NCBI's taxonomy places the organism in Eukaryota, Ciliophora, Spirotrichea, Euplotida, Euplotidae.
AUGUCUCAGGAUACUCACUCCCAACACUCAGGUAGAUUGAUUGAUCAUCCAAACCAAGUCCCAAACAUGGAAAACCCAGAUUCUCGAAUAAGACUGAAAGCAAAAGCCCUCUGGGAUUCCUGAAUCCUAAAAGCUCAGAGAAUAGUUGAUAUGUACAACAGGUUCUCGGGCUAUGAUGAAGAAGUUGAUGAGUACAUAACUGAUGUGGUCGAAGAAACCAUCCAGAACACUUAUACGAAGUACAUCCAGAUGGUCUGAGGAGUCAUCAUUGGGCUCUCAGCAGUCACUGCAGUCAUGAGUAUUCCAGACUCCAAAGAUGUUGAUAAAGCUGCGAAGUUGCAGACCUGAUACAACUCGAUUACAUUUGUAGUGAUAUUUAUGGGGCUACUCAUAUGCCUCAAGUACAAACCAAUUUAUGUGCUGUAUUUUGUACCUCUUCUGUCUGGUGGUAGCAUGUAUAUGUGCACUUUGCUGACUUUAGAAAAAGACACUUACAAACCCAGUGAAUGGCAUAUUGCUGGCGCGUGCAUUGCUCACAUUCUGCUCAUACUAGUUCCUCAUCAGUGGAAGUCCAGUUGCCUUGUGUUUUGCAUUUUGCAGUUAUAUUUUGUAUACUCAAUUUGGGCCAAGUUCAGCUUCACUGAUAGCGACAUUAUUGGAAACAUGGUUUUCUCAUGCCUGUGGUUUACAUUAUCAUCGUUCAUGCUAAUGAUCAAGUCUAGAACGAUGUACGCUGAGAUUAUCAAAAACAAAAAACUCAUACGAGAAAUGAAGAAGGUCCUCCAGAUCCUGCCGUUAGGAGUAGUCAUUUGGCCGUCCCAAGCAUCUGGCAAAUGGUUCACAAAUCAUGAAUUCAACAAGAAGUUUGCAAAAAUCAGGCAGGACCUUGACGAGCUUGACGAUAUUGAUGUGUCAUUCGUAGACAACUCUGAUGCAGCCAAAGCCUACAAAGACAUUCCAAGCAACCUUGCAUCGCUACUCAGAGCUCAGCAGCAAGCACUUGACAACAAAGACGCAAUGAGUGACACAGAUGCCACCAUUCAAUGCAGUAAGCUCUCAGCCAAUAUGCUUAACAAUGGUGAUGAUGCUGAAAGUGAACAGAGGACAUGCAAUGUCAAAACUCUGAUGGUCGAGUGGGAAGGAGCUACUUCUUAUAUGCAUGUCUUCAUUGAUAACACUGGUGUGAUCAAGCUUGAAGAAGCCAAAAACAACAUCAAGUGACAGAAGAUCAUGUUUGCUAGCGCUUCGCACGAGUUUAGGAAUCCACUGAACUCGAUCACGAACUCCAUUGACAUUGUGUUUGAUGCAUUCAAAGUAAUCAACGAGGUAGCUCAGCCGUAUUUUGCAACUCUCAGUGACGAAACUCAAGAGUUCGUCACCAUGAACACAGAAAUGCUGACCAAGUUUGUCAAGAUAGGCAAAAGCUCGUCGUUUUUAUUGCUGACUCUGAUAGAAGACAUGUUGAACCUGUCCAAGAUGGAGGCAGGUACCUUUACCAUUUCGAAAGAACACUUCAAAGUCGAAAGGAUCCUCACAGAUGUAUAUGACAUCUUUUCUAUGCAAUGUCAGCGCAAAGCACUGGCUCUUGAUCUGCAUAUCUCUGAGGCAGCCAGACAGCGAGAGAUAUAUUCAGACGAAAUGAGGCUAAAACAGGUCAUACUGAACUUGGUCUCUAACUCGUUGAAAUUUACUUUUGGUGGCGCCAUCACAAUCAGCUGCAGAUUACUUGAGUAUGACGGAGUCUGCGUUGCUGAGUUCAGCGUAAGAGACACCGGCGUUGGUAUUAGCCGUGAGCAACAGAAAUAAAUUGUUUAAGCUGUUCAGCAUGAUCACUGAAACCAAUUCUUUGAAUCCGAACGGAACUGGAAUCGGCCUCACUGUCAGCAAGAAGUACGUCGAAGCUAUGGGAGGCCAGAUAAGUCUGGAGUCAGCUGAAGGACAAGGAACCCUCGUCACAUUCACCAUCCGAGCAGACGAAGAUGUUAAACAGCCUGCAGACAUGGUUAAAGCAAUAAAGCCUGCAAAAGAAAUAUGGGACAUUCAUGAUUCAAGUGAAGAAGGUAGCAUUCCUAUUGAUCUCAUCAAAAGAAUCAAAACAGGCCGUUGCCAAGUGCCAAUUCACCAAUGUAGAGAAGAGCGUAAAGAGUAAAG